Xenopus tropicalis (tropical clawed frog) is the source of this 2091-nucleotide messenger RNA. RefSeq names its product vomeronasal type-2 receptor 26. Gene Ontology annotation, molecular function: G protein-coupled receptor activity. Bases 1 to 2091 code for a protein of 696 amino acids. Gene Ontology annotation, biological process: G protein-coupled receptor signaling pathway. NCBI's taxonomy places the organism in Eukaryota, Metazoa, Chordata, Amphibia, Anura, Pipidae. Gene Ontology annotation, cellular component: membrane; plasma membrane. The record is from RefSeq and is a predicted model, not a curated record. The transcript has 7 exons.
AUGAAGAGUUCUACAGGUGCAAGUGGUUAUGAUGACAUUUUAUUGACCAGUCAACCUGAUAGGAAUGCUCCCCAUCUUAUCAAUGUCAUUAAGGAGUCAACUGCAAAGGUGGUGGUUGUGAUUGCAUUUGAUUCAGACUUUGUGGUUGUGGUGGAAGAGCUGUUAAGACAAAAUGUAAGUGGCCAUAUCUGGGUAGCCAGUGAGGCUUGGGCCACUUUUGAUUUACUCUCAGAGGAACGAUUCAAAGGGAUUUUACUGAGCACCAUUGGUUUUGCCAUCUUCCAUGGGAAUAUGCUCAAGAUCAAAGCCUGUGCUGCCCCUGACUCCAAUACUAACUGCCGCUUGUUCAAAGAGGCCGUAACUGGCUAUUUGAGCCGCCCAGGAGACAUUAUCAUGGGAGGAACUUUCUUAAUUCAUUUGGACAGAGUCUAUAGUGAUAUCCAAUUCACUAGCAAACCCCCGGAGCUCCAGUGCCAGAUGUUUGCUAUUGAGUAUUACCAGAGCAUGCAGGCUUUAAUAUUUGCUGUGGAGGAGAUUAACUCAAACCCUGAGCUCCUUCCCAACAUCACUUUGGGCUACGAUGUACUUGAUACCUGCUAUACUUUACGGCGAGCAGCACAAGGGACUCUUUCAAUGCUGUCCGGAGGAACAGAGAGCACCCCAAAUUAUAACUGUCACCAAGGGACUCGUCUUGCUGGUGUUGUUGGUGACUCAGCAUCCACACGAACCAUUCUUAUGGCCCAAAUCCUGGGGCUGUACCAGUAUCCACAAAUCAGUUAUUUUGCAACCAGCCCCGUUCUAAGUGAUCGGAACCUGUUCCCUUCCUUUUUCCGUACGCUUCUCCAAUAUAUUAAAAAAGUGAACUUCAAGACCCCGGCUGGGAAUCGAGUAUUUUUCGAUGAAAGUGGGAACCCUCCAGCCAUCUAUGAUAUUGUGAAUUGGCAUCUGACUUCCCAGGGCUCCCUGGGGCAAAUCACAGUUGGAAAAUAUGACUUGAGUGCGCCCAAUGGGAAAAGUUUAAAUGUAGAUAAUGGUUUGAUUAACUGGGCCAGCAAAACCCAGAUUCCUGUUUCCAAGUGCAGCCCAAGUUGUCCUUCAGGAUUUAGGAAGGUGAUUGUACCAGGGAAACCCCCGUGCUGCUAUGAGUGUGCCCGGUGUCCCCAGGGGCAGAUAUCCAAUCAAACAGAUGCUGUGGAAUGUCAUCCAUGUUCCUGGGACACGUGGCCCAAUCUACAGCAGGACAGAUGCCUACCAAGGCCUACAGAGUUCCUUUCCUAUGAACAACCGUUGGGUUACAGCUUAGCAGCCAUUUCCAUCUUCUCUUCUUUCACCCCAAUUACUAUAUUGGGAGUUUUAAUUCGUUAUAAUAAAACACCAAUAGUCCGAGCCAACAACUACUCCCUUAGCUGCCUUCUCCUGCUUUCCCUGUUCCUCUGUUUCCUUUGCUCUUUAGGGUUCAUUGGUUACCCACAACCUGAAAAGUGCCUUCUGCGCCAGGUGGCAUUUGGGAUGGUUUUUGCCCUCUGCAUCUCCUGUGUUCUGGCCAAAACCAUCACUGUUGUCAUUGCCUUUAAUGCAACCAAACCCGGCAGCAGGUUAAGAAAGUGGACAGGGGUGAAGGUCUCCUACUGUGUCAUUGGGUUUUGUGCCUUGAUUCAGAUACUUGACUGUGCGCUUUGGCUGAUCUUCUCUCCUCCCUUCCAUGAACUUGACACUGACAUACAACCUGGUGUGAUCAUAGCUAAUUGCAAUGAAGGGUCACCCACUGCUUUCUGGUGCAUGCUGGGAUAUCUUGGCCUCUUGGCCUCCAUCAGUUUCAUUGUUGCCUUCCUGGCCAGACGCCUCCCUGACAGUUUCAAUGAAGCCAAAUUGAUCACAUUCAGUAUGUUGGCUUUCCUCAGUGUGUGGGUGUCCUUUAUCCCAGCCUAUCUCAGUGCCCGGGGCAUGUAUACUGUGGCAAUGGAGGUCUUUGCCAUCCUGUCUUCCAGUUGGGCUGUGGUGGGCUGUAUCUUUUUGCCAAAAUGUUUCAUUAUAUUGUUUAGACCCAACCUGAACUCUAGAGAGCAUCUUAUAGGAAAAAGGACAGCCUAA